Sphaeramia orbicularis (orbiculate cardinalfish) is the source of this 1542-nucleotide messenger RNA. It is a transcript of the gene fam181b, whose product is annotated as family with sequence similarity 181 member B. Bases 467 to 1435 code for a protein of 322 amino acids. The transcript has a single exon. The record is from RefSeq and is a predicted model, not a curated record. Lineage: Eukaryota; Metazoa; Chordata; Actinopteri; Kurtiformes; Apogonidae.
GGUUUUCCACAUUUGUCUGCACAGUGUUACAGUAAUCUGCUCCUGUUUCAUGAAAGAGCUUUUCCCUGAGUGCAUACACAAACAGUUAAACUAGAGGGGGGAGUUUUGACAGAGGUUAUUGUCUUCAACUCAGCAGGGAAUUUCAGACAAAUCCCUCUUAGAUGCAGGUGGUCGGGCACAAGCAAAGAGUUAAGUCCUGCGCUCCCUUUGCUCCUCCUCUUUGAUGUUCUGACAUCAUUAGUCCGGCCCCCUGAAAGAUCUCCUCUCCUUCCUCAGAGCCCGUCACUUUCUACUUCUGAAAUGUUUACAGCAGGAACCUCGUGAGCGGCGUCAAGACAGAGAGUGUUUGUCAGGAGAAGGGAAAAGACAUGCUUUGAAGAAACUUUUUUUUUUUUUUUUUUUGAGGGGGGGGUUUCAGGGGAUCACAGCGGAUGCCAUAGGUGUAGCCUCUGGGCUCAACAGAGUAAUGGCUGUUCAGACUGCAAUCAUGAACCCUCAGUUCAUGAAUUUCUGCUUCCCUGGUUCUGUGAUGGAGUACGACAUAGAGAAAAGUCUGGAUGGAAGUCUUCUGGGUGAGGCAGAAAAUGAUGAGGACUACAAAGAGACCACCAGGGACCUGCUGAGCUUCAUAGACUCGGCCUCUAGCAAUAUCAAACUGGCUCUGGACAAGCCGGUGAAGUCAAAGAGGAAAGUCAACCACCGGAAGUAUCUGCAGAAACAAAUCAAAAGGUGCACCGGCAUCAUCACGCCAGGGAAUGUAGCGGAAGCCCCGGUGAAAAGACAAAACUCCCCCCUGGCUCAACCCGGACCUUUACAGAGCAAAACCCUGGCGAAGCGCGACGGGGUCCACGCCAACUUACAGAGCAAAAGCUUGGCAGCCCUCUUCAGCCCGGUGCAGGAUGUAAGGGGCGAAAAAGCCAAAAAACCGCCCCUGAGGCACCGAAAUCUGCCUCCGUCUUUCUUCACCGAGCCUGCCAACUGCUCCAAAGUCAGCUCCACAUCGGGAAUGACCCUCAAGGACUUGGAACGAGGUAACCCCGAGGCCGUAGACUUCUUUGAGCUCUUGGGCCCCGAUUACAGCAACAUGGUGACGGAGCAGGACCUGUACCAGAGCAUGCCGGUCCGAGUGCAACCCGCCGACAUGGGAGGCCUAGACCCGGUUUCCUACGACGCUCACCAUCUAGUCGGGGGGGUUCUGUACUCGGAACCCUGGAGUAACUGCUCUGGAGCCGCUAUGAAGAAACACGGGGACGGUCUCCGAUCGGGGCCCCCCCAACCCCCGGUCUUCUGUCACUCUGAGGCUACAUCCGGGCCUGUGGAGGACAACACACUGUGCACUUUGGCCUUCCCGAACUUCUUCACAGACUGUUCCAUACCUCAGGUCACUUACGAUUUAAGUGGUGGAUUUAACAGAGCUAAUUAUUCAUCUCUAUGAGACACUGACUCUUCUGGUGUUUAGAACUUUAACUGUAGUCUAAGAGAGUUUGACGUUGCUGUUUGUAUCGUCGGCGUGUUUGCCGAAGUCGACUAUCGCCUCUUCUC